Messenger RNA from Henningerozyma blattae CBS 6284, 2715 nucleotides. It is a transcript of the gene DSF2, whose product is annotated as Dsf2p. The transcript has a single exon. Bases 1 to 2715 code for a protein of 904 amino acids. Lineage: Eukaryota; Fungi; Ascomycota; Saccharomycetes; Saccharomycetales; Saccharomycetaceae. The record is from RefSeq and is a predicted model, not a curated record. Gene Ontology annotation, molecular function: protein binding.
AUGCAAGUUAAUACUAAUAGUAAUAAUAAUAAUAAAAAGAAAUUAACUCUUCAGAUAGAUUCUCCAACAAACAAGAGUCCCACGUCUAUGUUUUAUUCUUUAAAUAAUGAAAGUAAUUUAUCAUUUGAUUCUAUCAGUACUUCAGGAAGAUUAUUAGAUAAGCUAGAUCUAUCGCUAGAAGAUGAGAUCCUAUUACAACAGGCGUUUAAUGAGACGAGUAAUCCUUCGAACAAUACACUUGGAUCGACUACUCAGAGUGGCCCUGUGCUAUGCAUGCCUGCAUCUCAGUUUAGGUCAUUGUUAUCAGAUAAUAAAAGACCCAAUAUUAAGAAUUCUAAUGAUAAAUUAAGAAAUAAAAAUGUAGAUAUUUCCGAUGCAAUAAAUAAAAUUGAAUUUAAAAAUAUUCAAAUGUCUACUGAAGCUCAAAAACAUUUAGCUGUGACAUCCAGAUAUUCAUAUUUCGUGGAAGAAGACACCGAUAUGGAAAGUAUACAAGAAUCAGUAUCGACGUCGAAUUUUGAUGAUAUCAAUACAACUUCCACAACCAUUUCACAACAACAACAGCAACAAAAUCCACAAUUCAAUAUACAAAAGAACCAAGUUCCAAACCAAUUUUCAAAUGACGAUCGUUCUGCAAGUUUUGAAAGGUUUAGAAUAGGCAAUAUCUCAAUGCCAAUGACUUAUCAACAAAAGACUGCAUAUACUCAUAACCAAAAUCAAAUAUUUUUCCAGCAACAACAAAAUAAUACAAUCAGAAGUAGUAAUACGCACAUUCAUUCUAAUUCAAAUUAUCAAACUCCCAUGCAAAGACAAACCACUCCAUACAAACAAACACGAUUUAAUACAAAUAAUGGAACACUUUACAAUUAUCCUUAUAAUAAUGACUCAAAUAGUACAUUAGUUAAACAUUCAUCUCCAAUGACUCCUAAUCAACAUAAUUUCCCUAUGACAAAUGUAGAAAAUACUUUAGUGAAACAAUAUUCUCGGUCUUCAUUGGAUAGCGAUACAAAUGGUACAGACAUUAAUAAUUCUACAAAUAUUACUGGUAAUGAGAAUUCUAAUGAUGUUUUUACACCUCAAAGAAACAAUUCUUCCAAAAGUACAAUACCAAAUUCUAUUCCUAAUAUGAAAGAGCCAGUCUUCCUUGAUGGUGCAACACCUAAUGCAAUGAAUAUUAUUAAUAGUCCAUCAUCAUAUAAGAAAGGUCAUAAGAAAAAAUCUUCAUUUUCUAUUAAAAAUUUAUUCUCUUCACCUAAAUCUUCCAAACAUGGCCACCACAGUACAAAUAAUAAUAAUAUCAGUAGCAACAGUAGUGGAACCAGUAAUAAUGGAAGCUCUGUAAGUAGUACGACUAGUAGUCGUACUGGUUCAAGCUUAUCUUCUCCAAAGAAAUUAUCAAAAGAUAAUGCAUUACCUACAGGCCAUUUUAACAUACCUAUGUAUAUUUUCCCACCAAACCCUAAAAUUAAAAGUAUUAGUACAUCAAUCCCAACUCCAACUUCUACCCCAAUAUCGUCAAAUAGAUAUAUGGAACCACCUUUGAAUUUACAUCAACAUGGUAGAUCAUUAUCUGAACUAACUGUUCGUUCCCAAGAUUUCUCUGAUGCUACAACGAUUCGCAAUUUCAGUGACACUCAUACUCGAACAAAUAGCAACCGUAGUGGUUAUAAUCAUGAAAGAGGUGUUUCAUUAGAUGGUAUGACUAAAAAUAACAAUUCUAAUAGUAAAAAAAAUAAUAGUAAUACUAAUAACAAUAGUAAUACCAAUUCAUCUUCUAAAAAUAGACUUAAGAAAUCCAAUAAUAAAAAACUAUCACACAACGUCCCAUUUUCUAAUGAAUCUACUAGCAUAACCACCACUUCUCAAUUGCUUAAAUUACCGGGAGAAAAGUCUCAUUCUCAAUCUCAUUCUCAAUCUCAAUCACAAGAAAUUAUCAUUACUAAAUUAAACAAAAAUACUAAUCCCACAGAAAUGACAUUCAAUGAUAAUACUCAUGAGAUCGUUAAUAAAUCGAGAAACAAUUCCAAUGCUCAUAUGCAUGGGAAUCGUAGUAAUGAAGAAGUAGAUAUUGCUAUUUCUAUGAGAAACGAAGGUAAAUUUAAAGAAUCAACAGAGAUUUUGAAAAGGGCUUGCCUUUCUGGAGAUCGCACUGCAUUUCUAUUAUACGGUUUAUCAUUAAGAUAUGGGUACGGUGUAAACAAGGAUUAUAAAGAAUCAUUCAAAUAUAUAUUUGCAGCCACAAGCAUUAUUUCUGAGACUGAUGAAAUAUUCAAUGUUGAAAAUGAUCCCUUUAUAAUUGAAAAAACUGAAAUGCUUGAAGUAGAUAAUCACGAUAAUUUGAAAGAAUUGGGCAUCGAGAGUAAUAAUAACAAGGAUAGAUCAAACCCCAUCAUUCCUGCAUUAUACGAAUGUGGUAUUGCAUAUUUAAAGAAUUACGGCAUUAAGGACCCUAGCAACAAUGAAUUUAAAGGGUUGAAAUAUUUAGAAAAAGCUGGGAGUAUGGGCCAUGUAGAUGCUAUGUGUCUUUGUGGUACUUUAUGGUCUCAGACUAUUGGUUCAAGAAAGAAGGAUACCGCCAGAGCUGCUGCAUGGUUUCGAAUCGCGGAAAGAAGAGGUGCACAUUUAAUUGGUUCAAGCUGGAUACACAAGGACAAGUACUUGAAACCAUCUCAACCAAGCUCAACAACUACUACCAUGACAACCACAGUUAAAUAA